UUGACUGAUUGCACUGACUGCUAUGGAGAGUUUUCCGCAAGAAUCUCAUUUAGCGGCAGAAUCAGUCAAAGCAACCUAUGGGUAACAAGUAACAAAGAAAUAACAAACUUUAUCGAAGGAAAUGGAAUACUUUUAGUGUUUCCGCAUCUUUGGACUGCAUCUGCAAGUAAUGAUGCUUUGCGACUUGUAUCAACAAGUAAAUCAUAUCGACGUCGAAAGGCUCGUACUGUAUUCUCCGAUCAGCAACUUCAAGGUCUUGAAAAAAGGUUUGAAUCACAACGGUAUCUCUCAACUCCAGAACGAAUUGAACUAGCUUCUUUACUGAAUUUAAGUGAAACACAGGUUAAAACAUGGUUUCAAAAUCGUCGAAUGAAACAUAAAAAGAUUGUUGGAAAAAAAGGUGCUAAUGGCUGUGGUGAUGACAAUGAUGGUGAAUCUGAUGGAGACAAGGAGUCAUCAUAG
Dracunculus medinensis (Guinea worm) is the source of this 462-nucleotide messenger RNA. The record is from the annotation of a GenBank genome assembly. NCBI's taxonomy places the organism in Eukaryota, Metazoa, Nematoda, Chromadorea, Rhabditida, Dracunculidae.